Messenger RNA from Penicillium waksmanii, 1092 nucleotides. Its product is annotated as glycoside hydrolase 5 family protein. Gene Ontology annotation, molecular function: hydrolase activity, hydrolyzing O-glycosyl compounds. NCBI's taxonomy places the organism in Eukaryota, Fungi, Ascomycota, Eurotiomycetes, Eurotiales, Aspergillaceae. The annotation marks the transcript as partial. The transcript has 3 exons. The record is from RefSeq and is a predicted model, not a curated record.
UACAAUACACUGACCAUUUUUGGCCCAGCCCGGGCGCACUCCAUUCGUCGGAACACCACCAGCGGCGACGUUCCCAGUACCCAAGGGUUAAAUUUCACGAUCGACGGUCAGGCAGACUACUUCGCCGGCACAAAUAGUUACUGGAUUGGUUACCUGACCAACAACUCUGAUGUUGACCUCGCGCUCGACCACCUGCAUGAGUCCGGACUCCGCAUCCUUCGCAUCUGGGGCUUCAGUGAUGUGAACAGCAAGCCUACCGACGGAAAAGUGUACUUCCAACUCCUGCAGAAUGGAAAUGCGACCAUUAACACUGGCUCUGAUGGUCUCCAACGUCUCGAUUAUGUUGUAUUUGCCGCUGAGAGGCGGGGUAUUAAAUUGAUUAUCAACUUUGUCAAUAACUGGUCCGACUAUGGGGGUAUCGACGCAUAUACCACCGCGUUUGGAGGCACUAGUACUAGCUGGUACACUAGUCCUACAAUUCAGGAUGUCUACCGCAAAUAUAUCAAGGCCAUUGUUUCAAGAUAUAGUCAGUCGUCCGCGAUAUUUGCGUGGGAAUUGGCCAAUGAACCUCGAUGCAGUGGCUGCAACACAUCCGUCAUCUAUAACUGGGCUGCAUCUACUAGUGCUUAUAUCAAGUCCCUCGAUUCUAAGCACAUGAUAGCUAUUGGAGAUGAGGGAUUUGGCUUGGAUGUUGGCUCAGACGGGAGCUAUCCGUUCACAUACGCUGAGGGCCUCGACUUUGCAAAGAACCUGGCAAUCGACACAAUUGAUUUCGGAACUUUCCAUCUCUACCCUUCCACUUGGGGUGUUGCUAACUCUUUCGGCAAUGGCUGGAUUACGGCUCAUGCCAAAGCCUGUGCAGCAGCGCAGAAGCCCUGUCUCAUGGAGGAGUACGGGGUCAAAACCGACAAAUGCACCACAGAAGGCCAGUGGCAGCAAACAGUCCUUGGCACUAAGGGAAUUGGCGCAGACCUUUUUUGGCAAUAUGGAGAUAAGCUCAGCACCGGGAAUACCCCGGAUGAUGAUUAUACGAUUUACCGCGGCACGGAUGAUUACAAGUGUCUAGUUACCGAUCAUGUCGCUAAUAGAUAG